UGCAUCGGCCAAGUCACCCCAUUCGUCGCCCGCCAUGCUAAGUCCGGGGUGCUGCCAAUGGGCGCACCUUCCUUCAGACCCGCCGCGGAAGGCUCCGCGAAAAGUGCGGCUGACGGUGAAGGCCCCGGCGGCUUGUGUGGUCUUCGGUCUGGGGUGUCGCGGGUGUCGCUACCGGCGGCUCGUUGCGCGGCCGCGGCCGGCGCGGCUGCGGACACUGCGGACACCGCGGACGCUGCGCUGCGCGGUGUCCACGGCUCCAGCCCCGACACCCGCGGCACAGGCGGAGAAGGAGCCGUGGCUGCGCAGAUAUUUGGUGGAGGCCAAGGCUUCAGGGCUGCAGCGAAUGCAUGAGCUGUUCUUGGAUGCUGUCCAAGAGAAAGGCCUCAAGCUCUAUCCCAAGCAGUUUGAGGCCAUCGAGCAAGUUUUUGGCCACUGCCAUGUGGUGCUGAACACGCCCACUGGUAGCGGCAAGUCCUUGGUUGCCACUGCCAUGCUUUUCCGAGCUGCUUGCGAGCGCAAGCGAGCUUAUUACACAUGUCCUGUGAAAGCUUUGGUGAGCGAGAAAUUCUUCGCCCUGUGUAAAGACUUUGGGUCACAGUUGGUGGGGAUGGCGACAGGCGAUGUUUCCAUCAACUCUCAAGCUCCCGUCGUUUGCUGCACUGCCGAAGUUUUGGCCAAUGUUGCCCUCAGGGAGGGCGAAUCUGCCACGCUGAGCUAUGCUGUCAUGGACGAGUUCCAUUUCUACGCGGAUCGAGGGCGAGGCUAUGCAUGGGAAGUUCCGCUGUUCCGACUGCCUCAGGUGACAUUUCUGCUCAUGUCUGCGACAAUGGGAGAGAACCCUGAGCUCUAUGCCAAUGUGCGGGCCUAUACUGGUAGAGAGGUACACCUGGUGAAUUCCGAAGACCGCCCUGUGCCCUUGGACUGGUCUUACUCAUUCAAGAGCGUGAGGGACGCCAUUCUGGACUUGGUCUCCCAGAAGCGGUCGCCGGUGUAUGUCGUGAGCUUCACGCAGCAGGACGCGGCCACCUUGGCGCAGUCGCUGGUGGCCAAGGAGUUUGCGCCCACGGCCGAGGAGAAGCUGCGGAACGCCGAGGCCCUCAGAUCCACGAGCUUCGAUUCCCCCUACGGGGACUCCAUCCGGGCGCUGCUUUUGAAUGGCAUCGGCCUCCAUCAUGCCGGCCUGCUGCCCAAGUACCGGCUCCUGGUGGAGCAGAUGGCCCAGAACGGACUUCUGACCUGCAUUUGUGGCACCGACACCUUGGGGGUGGGGGUGAAUGUGCCAAUUCGAAGCGUCCUCUUCACCCAGCUCUGCAAGUAUAACGGCGAGAUCACGGCGCUACUCUCUGCCCGGGACUUCCAUCAGAUCGCAGGGCGCGCGGGGCGCAAAGGCUUCGACACCGAAGGCUCCGUGGUGGCGGUGCCGCCGCCCCACGAGGUCUACAACCUGCAGCUGGAGAAGGAGAUCCAGGCCGCGCCCAGCAAGAAGGAGAAAGAGCGCCUGAAGCGCCGACUGAGGUCUCCCAAAGGGAACUUCGUCCAGUGGAACCAGGAGACCUUCGAAGAGCUGAGCCAGGCGUCGCCGGAGGCUUUGAGGUCCCAAUUUCAGCUGAGCCAAGGCCACGUGCUGAGCUUGCUGCAGGGCGCGCAGGAGCACGACCGUGACGGGCGCCAGGAGCUGGACCAGUUGAUCGGCCUCUCGCUGUGCGGCAAGAAGCAGAAGGAGCACUGGACCUCGCAGGUAGAGCUCUACAUCAAGGCACUCUCCGCUGCUGGCCUCGUGGAACAUCAAAACGGGGACUUGAAAGUGGAGACGACCUUGCAGAGGGAUUUCUUACUCAUGGAGGAUGUCUCCCUUUUCCUGGUGGACCUCUUGCCACUGCUGCAAUGGACUUACUCCGCAGAGCCUCUGAAGUUGGCGAGAGCCGUGCUUUCCGUGGUGGAAGCCGUUUGUGAAGGGCCAAUUCCGGUGUUGCGCGCGCAGGCCCGCGUGAAGGGACGCAAGGAGCCUCGGCUUCCAUGCGAAGACCUGGUGAUGCCGGCCUACGAUGCCUUCCUUAAGAGGCACCCUUGGGUAGAUCGAGAUGCCUUGCAACCAAAAGCGAUCGCGCUGGAGAUGUACGAUGACCACUUGUCCUUCAACGACUUUCUGAAGCAACUGAGCCGCGUGGACAAGACGAAGCGGUCCACGCGGCAAGAAGGUCUUUUGCUGCGAUACCUGUCCCAGGUCCACAAGACCAUGAGGCAUAAUAUCCCGGAUGAGUUCAAGUCAGAAGAGGUGCUCGAGAUCGAGGCCUAUUUGUUGGCGGUGAUCAACAGCACGGACUCCAGCCUGCUCCGGGAGUGGGAGGCGCUCAAGGUGCUGGAAUCGAUGGACUUUGAGAGCAACCCGGAAGCAGCUUCGGCAUUGGCUGAGAGGAGUCUGGACGAUGCCUUGCCGCUGGCUGCAGAGACGGAACUGGACUUCCGCACUCUGCGGGCGCGGGCGCGGGUGGAAACUCUGCGCUUCGCACGAUACCUGGCCACAGGUCGUUGGCGGGAGGCGGCCAAGUGCCAGGCCGAGUCAGAAGACUGGAACGAGGAAACCAUCCGAGCCGCUGCGAUCGCUGGCGGUCGUCGGCCCAUAGCAAAAGCGGAGUUCAGCAUUGAAGUGGUGAUAGAAGACAUGGACAACGGCUUCCAAGUCUACUGCGAGAUACUGGACGAGUCAAAGGGGUCUUCCCUUUGGCUUGAAUUUGCAGCUCUUGUCCCUUGGACAUUGAACAGCUUCGAAGCGUUUCUGCAGCUGCAAUCCAUCGAUUAA
Effrenium voratum is the source of this 2800-nucleotide messenger RNA. The record is from the annotation of a GenBank genome assembly. NCBI's taxonomy places the organism in Eukaryota, Dinophyceae, Suessiales, Symbiodiniaceae.